AGCCCUUGAACCUCAUAGCCAAAUCUUUCUCGGUCGAUACCAUUCCGAUCAUUCGGGUUCUGGCUGAAGCUUUCAAGACGUUCGCCCGUGGUGUGUGCCGGCCUGCUUGUGUCACAAAUAAUUAUUUAUAUUGCUUUAUGUGAAUUUUCAUCCGGCAGAUGAUCACAAUGACGGGUGGAAAUGAUCUCAUAUCCACAGAUAUCCACUUGAGAACAAACCCAUAUGAUGCUAACACCGCUCACAGCAGGAAAUCAGGGACUCCACAAGAGGCAAGAAAGCUCAGAUCAACAGUACAAACAGACGCGUUGUAGCCUCACCAGACUCUUGCCCUUGAUCCAGUUCCGGUAUUCCCGGUGAUCUACAAGACCACUCGCCCCGCUUUCGCCAUGAGUUCUUGGGUAUAUAUUUGUAGGGCUUCUUCUUCCCAGUCUCUCUUUUCAUUGAUACCCAUAAACUCCACAGAUUUCCAUUCCGCUUCAUCAUCUUGUGCGUUGAUCCCAGCUAGGCCUCUCUUAUCCUAGUUGGCCGCUUUGUAGUCAUACCGAUUUGCAAAGAGAACUGGAAACUUGUGUAGCUUGAAGCCGGCUCUGGGCCAGGUGCUUGACCCCUGAAUGAACUGUGAAUUCGACGCGGAAGACUCUCAGAAGUCUUUUGGAGAUUUCCAACUCGACACCAUGGCCAACAAUACCGACCCAGACGACAUAUAUUCCCUGCAAAGAAAACUGGACAAGAUGAAUCAUAUCAUGAGUCAACAAGCGCAAGUUCUUGGUAACCUCGCAGCAGCCGCUCGAGAACAACCAGUUUCUCCCCAUCUCCAAGAAAACUUAAACUUGAUUGAAGAUAUGAAGUUAAACUUAUUCAUCCAGUUGCCGGUUGAUGUUUUCAAUCAAGUAAAUCCAAUCGGACCAAUCCUCGCCUUUGAUGGAUCAAAUUACGUCGAAUGGACGAAAGCUAUUGAUCGAACUCUCCAGUUUGCCUUCUCUCGCGAUCAAUCGUUUUUUGACGAUCUUCACAACUCCUUCGAUCUCCUUAUGCUUCAAAAUCGAGCGGUCACUAGCCUGAUUGUUGGGACUAUUGAUGAGGAGUUGAGCACGGUCGUCGUAACAGGAGGAUGGAUGCCGGCAGUAGAGCUCUUCGAUCUCCUGCGAGAAACAUGCGAAAGACCUGAAAGAAGACACAAGAUCAUCCUUGCGAAGGAGAUAAUCAAGCUUGCUGUUGAGCAAUCACCAGCAAGUGAAGAUUGGCUCAACAGAUUCCACACAAUCAUGACUGACAUCAAACAAGCUAAAAUAUCGGUUGAUGAACUUGGUGGUCUACUGAUGCAAUCGCUUGCCAUCGCCCCGCCUGGAGUCGACAGUAAGAACUUUGAGUCCUCCAUUGCUCAGACCCUCGACGACCAGACGAAAAUACCGAGACUUGAUGAAGUUGCAACAAUCAUUCGAUCAGCAUUGAAUAAGGCUCGUACAUCUGAUCAUCAGCUCACACACAGUUCGAUACCUCCCGAUGCCAACAAGUUAUCAGUGGAAGCUUUGGAAUCCUCACAAGACAAGCCGGCUCCUCCCCAAACUGAGUCAUCCAUCAGUCAGCCCCUCAACGACAAGAAGGAAAUACCGACAGGCGGUGAGGUUACGACGAUCGAUCAAUCGGUGCCGCACAAGGCUGAUACAUCUGAUCAACUCACACUCGGUUCGAUACCCUCAAAUUCCAAAACACCGGUGCAAGCAUUGGAAUCCUCACAAGUCGAGCCGGCUCCUUCGGAAAUUGAAUCCUCCGUCAGUCAGCCCCUAGGCAGCAAGAUGGGAAUACCCCCGCGCGGUGAAGUGACGACGAUCAAUCAAUUACCAUCAAGCAAGGCUGGUGCAUCUGAUCAACUUACAACAGGCUCUAUACCCUUCGAGUUCAAAAUGUUGGGAGAAGCUUUGAUAUCUGAGGAAAACAAGGAAACAUUUCCUCACGAACAAGCCAACAAGUCGAGUCCCGAUUAUACCCAACGCUUUGCCUUCAGAAAAUCAACCCUUGAAAAAGCGUUAUACUAUAAAGGUAGAGAUCACUCCACCUUAUUAGAACCGUAUGGACGUGAAUGCCGUUACUGCGGCAAAACUGGCCACUGGUAUGCCGACUGUGAACAGUACUGGGAAGAUACCCGACGAGAUCAGAUCGAAGCUCAUGGAGCUGAUGCGAAUUCCAUCCCGCCCCAGCAACCAAACCUCAAGUCCAGGCAUCGACCUAUCGUCCGUAAAGAAAUACGCCGCCGCAACGGAAAUACCGCAAACUAAGAAACAUUUCCAUUCGGACAUCUCUGUAUCCCAAUGCUCAGUCAGUCAGCGAAGACCGCAAUGCAUGAAUGCAGCUUGACCACCGCCCAGCUUCACCACCGUGGCGAGGCGAUUCAGAGACCGUGAUGUGAGAUUGUUGCGAUAGUUCUUAUGUGUCUUGUAGGCCAACCCUUAUGAAGCUUGUUUUCCUCUUCCUCUCAUCAUGUCUGCCCUGCCGUAGUUGUAACUUUAGUCUAGUUUCCUGAGUUCGAGAGUCAUUUAAAAAGGAGGGUAGCUUACAAAAGCACUGAGGCCUGUUUUGAUUUCAAAGACUCAUAAAUACGUCCACUUGAACGCGCAUGCGUCGUAGCCAAUCUCAUCAUUGCUAACAUGAGUCCCACAUCGCAUCCUACAAAAUUUGAAGCCUGUAAAUCAGAGAUUAGCCACACCGCUAUUGCAACCCACGCUGGGGCUUGUCACUACCCAUAUCUCUAUCAACCGUUCGCCACUGAGUCUCACUGAGUACGGAGAAAAUGGACACUGUAAUGAGCCCAGAAAUC
Molecule: messenger RNA, 2815 nt
Organism: Puccinia graminis f. sp. tritici CRL 75-36-700-3
Lineage: Eukaryota; Fungi; Basidiomycota; Pucciniomycetes; Pucciniales; Pucciniaceae
Exons: 2
Coding region: 612-2276 (554 amino acids)
Molecular function (GO): zinc ion binding; nucleic acid binding
Source: RefSeq, a predicted model, not a curated record